AUGUCGACACAGUACGCCAGCGAGCCCAAUCCGACCGCAUCAACGACCUUGAAUACGACGGUCGGCCCUAUCCAUAUCGCCCUAUUCGCCAAACAAGCGCCUCUCACAUGCAAGAAUUUUCUCCAACACUGCAAAGACAACUACUACGCGGGGACGAUCUUCCACCGUGUCGCGACGGACUUCGUUAUCCAAGGAGGUGACCCAACGGGGACUGGUUCUGGAGGUACUUCCAUCUACGAGUACCCCGAGUUCGAAUAUGACCCCGAAGCGCGCGACCCGAACGAGCGGGUGGUGCUCCGAGAUGAGAUACACAGUCGGUUGCGCUUUAAUCGGCGUGGGCUGGUCGGCAUGGCGAAGAGUGAAGAUGGGACUUAUGGGAGUCAAUUCUUCAUUACUUUGGCAAAUACAGAGCGGGAGAUGAAUGGGAAAUGCACCUUGUUUGGUCGAUUAGAGGGUGACAGUAUCUAUAACGUGCUGAAGAUCGCGAGCGCUGAACGCAUCGAAGGCUCCGAGCGCCCUGUUUACCCAAUCAAAGUGACAUCGUGUGAAGUAGGAGAGUUGGGGCCUCUGACCGGGAAGUUGAAGGACAGGCAAAUUGUCUCGAGCACAUCGGGGGGCGACAAGCCUGCUCCUAAAAAGAAGAAGAAGAACGCCAAGGCCGCUAAGACUUUGCUGAGCUUUGGAGGAGACGAAGGAGACGAAGAUAUUCCUAUGCGUCCGGCCAAACCAAAAUUCAAUACGAACCUCGUUGUCGAUGCGCCAGGUGCCACUACCCACGCCCCAUCAGCGUCAACAUCCCAGUCAGAAGCGAAAGAACAAACCCGAAAACGACCGCGAUCCCCCUCUCCAAAACAACAAUCACCGCCAGCGCAUAAGCGACCAAAAACCCCUGAACCCGAAACUCAACUUCCAUUGCCGAAUCCGGAGUCGCCUUCUCGAUCACCGUCGCCCCCAGUGAAAGAAUCUAAAGCAUCGAGAAUGAACGCCGAAAUUGAAUCCUUAAAAGCUUCUAUGCGUCGCACGGUUCAUAAAGGCCCCGCUGAUUCUGGCCACAAGAAAUCCGCCCUCGAAGCUAUGAUUCCGGAGAAUGCAAUCCGUGGCCGUAGACGUCCUGCCGCCGGAGCUUCAGGCAGCGGGCCAAGGAAUGCAGAAGAGAUUGAAGCGCUGAAAAUGUUCAAUGCAUUCAAAGCCAAACUUGAAGGCGCGAAUACUGAAACAUCAGGCCCAACCUCGCGUGCCCACGCUCAUGAUAAGUCCAAAAAAGAAACCGAGGACGUCGACGAUGAAGAGGCGCAACUUUGUGAUCUCCACUUCAUCGCAAACUGCCAGUCCUGCAAAGCAUGGGAUGAUCCCGAGGCCGCUGAGAAUGACGAUGACGAUGAAGAUGACGGAUGGCUGUCACACGAGCUUCGCUUUGGGAAGGAUGCCCUCGGCAAAGAUCUGAACUGGAAAAAGGAUCAUCGGGACGACAUCGACUCGCUGAUGGUCAUUGACCCUCGGGAGAAAGAGAAGGAGAUUACGCGGGGCGGGCGUCGCCGAGGCCUGCAAAGAGAUCGUGAACGAGAGCGCAAACUUGAGCGUUCGGGUGAUCUAGAAUGGGGCAAAGACCAGCGGCGAUGA
Penicillium chermesinum is the source of this 1620-nucleotide messenger RNA. RefSeq names its product putative peptidyl-prolyl cis-trans isomerase (gene cwc27). Gene Ontology annotation, cellular component: catalytic step 2 spliceosome. The transcript has a single exon. The record is from RefSeq and is a predicted model, not a curated record. Lineage: Eukaryota; Fungi; Ascomycota; Eurotiomycetes; Eurotiales; Aspergillaceae. Gene Ontology annotation, biological process: protein peptidyl-prolyl isomerization. Gene Ontology annotation, molecular function: peptidyl-prolyl cis-trans isomerase activity. Bases 1 to 1620 code for a protein of 539 amino acids.